Messenger RNA from Vanderwaltozyma polyspora DSM 70294, 375 nucleotides. RefSeq names its product Bol1p (gene BOL1). Lineage: Eukaryota; Fungi; Ascomycota; Saccharomycetes; Saccharomycetales; Saccharomycetaceae. The record is from RefSeq and is a predicted model, not a curated record. The transcript has a single exon. Bases 1 to 375 code for a protein of 124 amino acids.
AUGAGACAACCUUUGAUCAGAAAUAUUAUUAGAAUGAUGAGUGAUAGUGUUCCAGCAAAUAAAAGUAUAGAGGGUCCAAUAGCUAAGGCUAUUAGUAGUAAAAUUAAUGGAAACUUCAACGAAUUAACCAAAUUUGAGAUAUACAAUGAUUCGUAUAAACAUGCAGGUCAUCAUGGCAUGUCUGAGAGUGAUAAUGUCACAGAAUCACAUUUUAGAAUUGAAUUGGUUACUGAUGAAUUUAAGGGAAUUCCAUUACCCAAAAGACAUCGUAUUAUAUUUGAUUUGUUAUCCAAUGAAAUGGACAAGAUACAUGCUUUACAGAUCAAGGCAAGGUCUCAGGAUGAAGAAGCCAGAAUACUUGCUAAGUCAAAAUGA